Symbiodinium necroappetens is the source of this 427-nucleotide messenger RNA. The record is from the annotation of a GenBank genome assembly. NCBI's taxonomy places the organism in Eukaryota, Dinophyceae, Suessiales, Symbiodiniaceae.
AAACGAUGUUACCGGGAAUGACAAGUGCAAGAACGAAUAUCGCAACAAGAACAAUGACGGAGGUCAGGACCUCGACCUGGAUGACUUGGGUGGCCUGGUUCGCUGGACGCCCGCGCCAGGCGUUGCAGGUGUUGAGGACUACGGCCUCUUCCUUGCGCUUGACGCCGCCGGCACAGGGCGUUCUCAGGUUGGUGGGGCAAUUUCCUUCGGAGCCGGGGACCAAGGACUCAUUCCAGAUGGGACGUUGCGCAGCAACUUCACGACUUUUACCGUUUAUGCUCGCUCGGCGAUUGCUGAGCAGACGACGCCAGCAGCCCUGUCCUUUGUCGAUGCAGCGACGAAGUUCCAAGUGACCAACCUCUCCUUCACCGACGAAGAUUUGGAUUUGGGUGAUGUGGGGAGUGCCGCAACAUGGCUUCUGCCAGAG